This is a messenger RNA of Drosophila nasuta, 767 nucleotides long. RefSeq lists its product as uncharacterized. Lineage: Eukaryota; Metazoa; Arthropoda; Insecta; Diptera; Drosophilidae. The record is from RefSeq and is a predicted model, not a curated record. The transcript is spliced from 2 exons. Bases 148 to 591 code for a protein of 147 amino acids.
UUGAGAUAGUCAGCACAUUGUCUAUUUAAAAGAUGUCGUCUUCGAUUGUGUGGGCAUUUUUGUUGAUGCCAAAUAUCUGCAUAUUGUUUUCACCAGCAAAGAGAGCAUAUGAUUUUGAAAUACUUAGUGCAGGCUUGACAUCAUCAAAUGAGGAAAAAAGUGAAUACGUCCAUACAAGUCAAUCGGAUCUCAUUCAGUGAAUCAGUCUUUUCGGCACGUGUCAAUUGGAAUUGUGAUACCGAUGAAAAGAGCACAGCGAAAGUACUUAUAUGGCAUUGUCGAAAUGGCCGUGAGAGCGACUAUACUUUGACUCCCUACCAAAUACCAAAUCAAAGCUUAAAGACUUUUGUGGAUACCUAUUACCAUGACAUGCUCUACUUGAAUGUGGCAAACUGCUCAAAUUUGCCGCCAUAUGUGGAUCUAUCAGAUUUAAAGAAAGAGUAUAUAUUUGAUAAUUGUCCUUUGACUGGCGACGGUUUUCCUUAUUAUCUUCCAAUGGGAUAUUACAAAUUUUACCAGGAGAUUAAAGCCGAAGUAACUCUGACGAUUUCCUUCCUUAUUAAAGUUACGCCUACUAAGUCACUCGGAUAAUAAUUAGAAACAUUCUAAAAGUUGCCUUCAACAAACUUCAAUUUCAAGCAGAAUUACACUCGGAUACACAGUAGCACACGAACACUGAAACAUUAUAUUAUUAAACUGUGUUUCAAGUUAAAAAAAAAAAAAAUUAUGUCGCUAAGUUUGGUCAUUUUUAUAAUGUUUAUAUCGAG